AUGGAUCUUAACGGCGCGCGGAGAAAAAACGCAACUCGUGAAACGACGAGCACACUUAAGGCUUGGCUGAACGAGCACAAGAAGAACCCCUACCCGACCAAGGGCGAGAAGAUAAUGCUCGCCAUCAUCACGAAGAUGACCCUGACGCAGGUGUCCACGUGGUUCGCGAAUGCUCGCCGCCGCCUCAAGAAGGAGAACAAGAUGACCUGGGAGCCGAGGAAUAGGGUUGAUGAUGAUGACAAUAAUAAUGACGACGAUGACCACAAGAGCAACGACGGGAAGGAUGCGCUUGAUGGUAAAGAUUCCGGGACCGGUUCAAGCGAGGACGGAGACAGGCCGCAGCAAAGGUUGGAUCUGCUGGGACAGCGUACGGAGUCCGAAUGGUCAGAGUCGCGAGCAGACAGUGGCCCGGAGUCGCCGGAGCCGUACGAGAGACCUAUUCACCCGGCUUACCAACACUUACCUUCGCGAGCUCCACCUGGCAGCACUCCAGCGUCAGCUAAGCCCAGAAUCUGGUCAUUGGCCGACAUGGCAAGUAAGGAUGGCGAGGCCCCGGCCCCGCCGCCAUCUGCGUCGGCCUUCUACCAGUCCGCUGCCGCAGCCGCUGCCGCUCGGCUCACUCAUCCCUACAGCAGACCCGAGCUGUACCGAGGUCUGUACCCGCCGGCUCAUCCCGCUGACGUGGCGCUGCUGGAGUACUCGCGCUCGCUGGCGCUGGCUGCCCCCGCGCCCGCGCCACCGGCCCCCUCCCCCUCAUCGUCGUCCACCUCAUCCCUGGCUGAGCCGCCGCCCCCCUCCCGCGCC
Iphiclides podalirius (scarce swallowtail) is the source of this 804-nucleotide messenger RNA. The record is from the annotation of a GenBank genome assembly. NCBI's taxonomy places the organism in Eukaryota, Metazoa, Arthropoda, Insecta, Lepidoptera, Papilionidae.